Lodderomyces beijingensis is the source of this 468-nucleotide messenger RNA. The record is from the annotation of a GenBank genome assembly. NCBI's taxonomy places the organism in Eukaryota, Fungi, Ascomycota, Pichiomycetes, Serinales, Debaryomycetaceae.
AUGAACUACAUAAACUCGAGCUCGUUCAAGAGCAAUAAUCCGUUGAAUAGAAUCAUCGGGUUGUCGGUGAUACUAGCCGUGGGGUUUGUCUUGGUGAUCUUGGCAGGCAUCAACGGCAAUUGGUUCCCCAUCGUUAUUGGGCUUGUAUUUGCUGUAGCCCAUUUGCCCACGGCCAUCACGAGACACAUCUCCAGCUCGCUGGACUAUGACUUCAAUUUCGACCCCACCAGCACCUCCAACGCCAAUCUCUUGGUUGAGUUUGGCCAGUUCCUAACUGCGUUUUUGCUAGUUACUGGGGUCUACUUGCCCGUCAUCUUGCACCACUCGGCUAUCUUGACAAAGACGGCCACCAUCUUGACCGUGCUUGGCGGGCUAUUGAUCUACGGCACAGUGUAUACGUUUAGCCACUACUUUGACGAGCCGGAGGAAGAAGAGGGUCUCGCUGAUUUGGGUGGCGGUGUUAUAUAG